Molecule: messenger RNA, 5777 nt
Organism: Betta splendens (Siamese fighting fish)
Lineage: Eukaryota; Metazoa; Chordata; Actinopteri; Anabantiformes; Osphronemidae
Product: endosialin-like
Exons: 2
Coding region: 3392-5545 (717 amino acids)
Biological process (GO): cell migration
Cellular component (GO): extracellular matrix; external side of plasma membrane
Molecular function (GO): extracellular matrix binding; extracellular matrix protein binding; calcium ion binding
Source: RefSeq, a predicted model, not a curated record
UGUGUGUGUGUGUGUGUGUGUGUGUGUGUGUGUGUGUGUGUGCGUGUGUGACAUAAGACACCAGUGGUUGGGAAAAAUGCACAACUGACGUGUCCUUCUGUAUUUGAUAUGGCCCAUGCGCUUCAGUAGGAGUAAAUGGAACGCGUUUGUGCUUCACUGACCCAAGUCGAUGGUUGUUUCCUUGACAUCAGCGUGGACCUGCUGGUCACUGAAACUAAUAAGUUUUCUUUAAAUGAAUAAUCUGGCAGGAGUGGGAAAAAGUGGUGACUCAUAAAACAAAUUGAUUUCCAGAGUGCUUGACUUACGUCGUCUGCUUAAAUCCAUUAUCUGGGUCACAUGACACAAUCAGACACUUACAGUACCACACAGUCAACAUGUGUUUUAUACAUUGCAAUGUAAAGCACAAUAGCAGUGUGAGGCUGUGGUGCUGGUCUGUUGGUUGGGCCUCAGUGAAGCUCCUCACUGUCUACUGGAAGUUCAACCUUGACAUUUUUGGAUGUGUUUCUCAGGGGACUGAGCUGAAAGACUCACAAUCCCCAAACACUCCCCCACAAGGAUGACUUGUUUAUAGGAUAUCUAACAUUCAGAGCAGUUGUGUAUGUCUCCCUGAGGGUGAAUCCUAUGGCGUCUUUGUGUUUUCUUUGGGCUUUUUUCUCUGCUCUGGUGGAAGAUCGCGGCAUCUGUUUAAUGCAUUGCCGUUUUUCAUUUGCCGACAUGUAAACACAUGGUUGUCGUUGCAUGUCCUGGUUCUUUUCUAGCGUGGCCCCGCUCGUAGACUUGCCGAAUGCAUGUCACAUGUUCCAUCAGCGGGGGAAAAGUACUGUCGGUCGCGAUACGCGAAUGUUUCAUGCCUAGUGAAGAACAUUAAAUCAAGAACAGCCACUGGGCUGCUAAAAGGGAGAAAUUGUGGUUGAAGUGAAUCUGAGAGGCUUUUGAGCUGGAAGGUACAGUUCAGCUGCUGGAAGCUGGAGGCUCCAAAUGUAUCAGAGCCAGUAAUGAUAUGUGGCAAGUGGUUAGGAGUCGAGGAGGUGGAAAGAAGUUGUGACCUGAGGUGGGAAAAGGGAGAGAUCUGUAUGUUCCAUUAGAGGUCUUGGGGUUGGGGGACAGGGCAACUUGAAGCACUGGAGGUAGAUUAAUGUGAAAAGGGGGAAUUGGGUGUGCAGAGCUAUGGAAAGGAGACAUUUUGUCUGUUCUGUCAAUUACGUUUCUGGAAUGUGUCUCUGGGGGCGUGGCCGAAGACACAGGAGGCGGGGUUAACCCAGCACAACGAUAGAAUAAACAGACCCAGAGUGGGAGGUUUGGGGUUAAAGAUGGGUUCUGGGGGAGACGUUGGGGGCUUGCGAGUCCAGAAUAAUGACACAUAAAAGACACAAGGAGGGGAGUAGCAGCAAGCAGACAAGAGAAGGGAGGAGAGAGGAGAAGAUGCAAGAAAGUUCCUUUGGGAUGAGGGAUAAAAGAAUAAUAAGGGAAGGGGGAGAUGACAGAGGGAGUAGUCCAAGAAAAAGGAAAGCUGAGAAAGGAGGACGGGAGCAGGAGAGGGAGGUGGGGAACAAGCCCAGAAGGCUCUUUAGGUUCUCCAGGAUCCUGAGGUUUCAUAUUUGGUCCCUCUCUGCUGCAUUUUGUUCUUACAUAACUGGAAAAGACUGCUGAGCAGUGAGACUGUAUAUGUUUCUCCUGCCAAAAACCAACAUGCCACAGCCAGUCAACUCAUCUGCUUUUGCACAGAGAGAAAACAGGCUGCAGCUAAUCACGGAGCCGGUCGCGCAUCCAGCUGACUUUUCCAUCCCAUCAGUCUUUGCUGAGGGGCUGCAGCGGAUGAAACGUGGCUGUCGCGCUUCCAUCAUUUUCCCACCGCGCCGACGAGCGCUGCCGGGUUUAGUGACGACCCCACGCCGCCUCGUGUGACCUGACAGCUGCUGAGCGGCAGCUCACGCUGUCCACACACAGAGUGAUGAACAUUCAUGCACAUUUCUGUUGUUCGGCCCAGCGUUUUACGACUUGUGCUACUUCCAUGCUUUAAUCAGUCAGCUUUUGUGUGGUGUUGUUUGUACCAUAGCUUCAACUCUACAGCAUUUCCACUGCAGAUUGAACCCUUAAAUUACAGCUAGCUGUGCUAUUAUAUAUUGUUUGGCUUUGAUGGCUGCAAAAAAAAAGAAAAAAUAAUAUUUUUCUUCGGAAAAUUCAAACUCAGCGUUUGACUUUGCACCAGAUGCCGUAUCCACAGUGGACGAAUCAUGUGACGCCGGUGGGGGUACCCCAGUCCCCACGCCUGCUCCCAGCUAUGGAGGGGUCAGGCUGAUGCACAUCUGGCAUUUCCUCCUUCCUCCUCUCUAUAUGCCCUCAAGUGGUCUCACAUAAACUGAAGAAUACCUACACAUCUGAAGUCAAGAGUGAAACCACACAGCCAUAACCAUUUAUGCAUAUGGAAACAGGGAUUCCUGGACCAUAUUCCAAUUUUUCCAAGGGGCUGUAAAAACCUUUAACUGGUGUCGACUUGGUUGAAAGACAGAGAAUCAGAAUCAGAAGCAACACAAUGGGGAAAGAAGGUAACGAGAGAAUGAAAAAGAACUAGAUUAAAUAAAGGGACAAAUAAGCAACAGGACAGGAGACGACCUCUGCAUGUCGUCUAGAUGACAAACUCUUUCCACUUCCAGGAUGCUGCAGCAGCGUCUGAAGCCAUCGGCAAAGAGCGGCGCCGUAUGGUUUUCAUCACUCUCUGAGGGUUUUCAGUUCUACUCUUCUCCCUUUACCAUCCCAACCGCUACAGCCUUCCCCAACACACUCACACAUUACCAGCCCCCUCUUCCAAAAACACACAAUUCUUUUUCCCCUACGUCCCCCCCCAUCCUCUCCACCCUCCCCCUCUUCUCUCUCUCUUCCUGAUAUUCAGCCAGAAAGCCAGCUUUGCAGACGCAAAGUCUCACAUACAGGAGAGUCUCCCCGGCACCGGCAUCCAUCACAUGUAUCAUGGGCUCCGCUUGAUUUUUGGAUCUAACUAAAAAGCAUCUCUUCGUCUCUAUUCUAAUCUGAACUGUGGAUUUUCUGGUACUUCACUGGACUUUAUUUUGGACUGGGUGGACCAAGUAGUUCCUGCGUUUUGCAUAGUUGCUGAUAAAAUCUUCUUCUCUGCUGAUGAAUGGACUCCAGCCAGUUCUGCACUCUAUAGUCUAAAGAGAAAUCCAAGGUGAGGCGUGGAUCUCAGAUGUCACCUUUUGGACUAUUACUAUAAGUGAGGGGCCAGUGAGAGCAGAUUAUUUAUUUACGUGCGCAGACAAGAUAUAAAAAAUAAUCAGGUCGUAAGUUAAGGUCAGCUCGGCAAUCUUCCCUUAGGUUAUUUAUUCUUGUAGUGAAGUCAGGAUAUUAUAUUGAAUGUUGGCCUAGAUUAAAAUUCAUGUGUCGGUGGAUGAUGCAAAAGACCGGCAGCAGCAGCAGCAGCUGGAGCAGCAGCUGGAGCAGCAUGGGUCUCCUGUGUGUCCUGCUGUUAGUCUGCCUGACUCCUGCAAGCCGAGCUCAGAGGCUGAGGGAGACGGAGGCAGAUCAGGGAGCAGCCAGGGCUCAGCUGGAGGAGAGGCACACGGUCUGCCACGAGGAGGGAUGCUACACUGUUUUCCUGCAGAAGAGGACCUUCAGGGAGGCUGGGCGGAGCUGCCGGGAGCAAAGUGGAACCCUGGCCACAAUGCAUACCCACGAGGCAGCGGGUGUGGUCCACCAGCUGCUGUCGGCCAUCAAGGCACAGGGCACCAAGUCGCGCUUCCGCCUCUGGAUCGGGCUGCACAGACCUCCACGCCAGUGUUCGUCCAACCGACCGCUCAGAGGAUUCGUCUGGGUCACAGGUGACCAGGAUGGACAGUUUACUAACUGGCUCCGUGAAGACGCCCCGGGAACUUGUGCAGUCCCUCGCUGUGUGGCCACGACUGUCCACACUUCCGAGAGCGGCCGCGAGAGUAGCGACAACUUCCGCUGGCUCGACGGCGCCUGCGCGCUGUCGCUGGACGGGUAUGUUUGCCAGUACAACUACAGGGGAAUGUGUCCCCCGCUGAAGGACGAGGACGGACGUCCAGCUGUUUACACCACCCCGUUCCACCUGGUCAGCACCGUCCUGACUCACGUGCCCUAUGGAUCUAUAGCAACCCUAUCAUGCCCGGCGGGCGGCUCAAAGACUGUGCUCUGCACGGAUGGACAUGAUGGGACCGUGGGCUGGGACGAAGAUGCACCACUCUGCCCGUCCAGUGCACCUCCAAAGAGCCAGGAUUGGUGCAGCGAGGGCAACAGGUGUGAUCAUUACUGCCAGAACACAGACACAGACUACUACUGUUACUGCGCAGAGGGCUAUACGAUAGAUGAAGACGGGUAUGCCUGCAGGCCAGACCCUCUGGGCCCGACAGACCCCCCUGAACUAUCCUCCGACUCGGCUGGUCCCACUGAGCAGCCUCGCAUCAGAGAUGUUUGUGUGAAGAUGGGCUGUGAGUACAACUGCAUGGACACAGUCAGGGGCACUCGCUGCACGUGCCCCCCAGGCUACCAGAUGGCGCCCGACGGCCGCAGGUGCUCUGAUGUGGACGAGUGUCGACAGACCCCCUGCCCACAGGUGUGCGUCAACAUCCCAGGCACCUUCCACUGCACCUGUCACCCCGGCUACCAGCAGGAUGACGAGGGCGAGUGCGUGGACAUCGACGAGUGCCUGGAUGAGGCCAGCUGUGAAGGCGACUGUGAGAACACUGUGGGCUCCUUCGCCUGCCUCUGCGACCCUGGAUACGCCCAGAACAGUGCAGGCGAGUGUGUGGAUAUAGACGAGUGUGCGGCGGAGUCGCCCUGUGAUCAGCAGUGCCUUAAUUUAAUAGGAAGGUUCCAGUGUUUAUGUGACGACGGCUACGACAUGCAGGCAGAUGGAGUUACCUGCAUGCCUUCGCCUGAUGAUGAAGAAUAUUCCUCUCUGACCCCUGACCCCAGUGACUCCACUCACUCACCUGUCAUGGACCUUGACUCCAUUAUCCCCUGGCUGUCCGCGCUCACCCCUGAGCCAGACUUUGCGGUUGACGUUGACUUUGACGUUGACGUGCUGACAGAAGCUCCUGAAAGACUCCCCCCUGGGUCUGAUAAUCACCUGAAUCAGUGGGAAGCACAGUCACCAAAGGGUUACCAGACAGCCCCGCCCCCAACCCAAAAAUACAACACGGGUAAUGAAAUCAACAACAAGGCUAAGGCAGGAGCUGGCGGAACUAGUGGCGGCGUGGGAUCAGAGACUGCAAAUGGCUCAGCAACUCCCGAAUCACCCGAGGAGGUGUCCCACACAAAGAGUAAAGAGGAUUUCAAUGCAACUGAAGCAGGAUCUGGAUCUGCUGCAGGUAAACAGAAGCAUGACAAGAGCUGGCUACUAGUGGCCCUGCUGGUGCCCCUGUGUGUGUUCCUCGUAGUGAUGCUAGCUCUAGGGAUUGUCUACUGCACCAGCUGUGCUGUGGACAAGAGCCUGAGCUUCUCAGACUGUUAUCGCUGGAUCCUCCCUACGACACCUCCUGACAGGAGGAACGGAAAAACCCAAGCAUGAACUCUAACAUAAGCAAACGCACAGAUGUGUUCAAUGCCCAGAUGUCUGUUAACAUUUCUUGUGAGGUGUGGUCCUGGUCACUGAACAGAACAUACAGUUUGGAUAUAGUACAGCUGACUGGUUCUCCUUCUCAUCAAAAAAGUUAAAAACUAAAUUCUUUCCUUUGCACAACCUUUGUAAAUAAAUAACUUUUUCAUCAUGUUUUUAAAAUUCAAUAAAACAAGUAAACUGA